Molecule: messenger RNA, 453 nt
Organism: Cylicocyclus nassatus
Lineage: Eukaryota; Metazoa; Nematoda; Chromadorea; Rhabditida; Strongylidae
Source: the annotation of a GenBank genome assembly
AUGGCAUCAAGAAUAAGCUACAGAACUGCCGCACUUCUUCGAAAUAUAAGAGGAUUCAAUGCUCCUGACGUACGUAAUAUUCACUCUGGUCUUCGAUGUUGUGCCAGAGAAGAUGACAAUUCGGGCAAGCUCAAAAAAGUUAUCGAUAAGGUCGUCAGUUCAGCCAAAGCAGCUACAGAAACCAUAAAAGAUGCGAAUCAAGGGCUUGGCCAUAAUUACGCUGAUCGCGAUGACAAGCCAGAAGAAGUGGCGAGACUUGCCAUGGAAGCUGCUAAAAGGUCGCAUCCAACCACUAAGGUGUUUAAACCUGAAGAGGAGGUCCCAGACCGUGAAGAAGCGAUCAUUAAAGAGGCUAUCAAGGAAGUAGAAAAUCUAGGCGUUCCAGAAGAUACGAAAAAGGAAGCCGCUGAAAAAUUGAAGGAUGUCGUUGAAGGAGCUGGCACACUCAAGUGA